Molecule: messenger RNA, 3930 nt
Organism: Stereum hirsutum FP-91666 SS1
Lineage: Eukaryota; Fungi; Basidiomycota; Agaricomycetes; Russulales; Stereaceae
Exons: 15
Coding region: 39-3806 (1255 amino acids)
Biological process (GO): DNA repair; proteasome-mediated ubiquitin-dependent protein catabolic process
Cellular component (GO): site of double-strand break; nucleus
Molecular function (GO): nucleic acid binding; protein binding
Source: RefSeq, a predicted model, not a curated record
UCUUGCUCAACGCAACCCACGACGUCCUCACCGUCGAGAUGAAGGUCGUCACCACCUUUCAUCAGCCAUCUUCUGUCGCUCAUUCUCUCAAAUGCACCCUUAGCCCCGACCAACUCCACCUGGUUGUUGCCAAACUAAACACCCUUGAGGUCUAUUCAGCUCAGCCUGAAGGACUUAGACAUGAAUGCACUGCUGAAUUAUAUGGCCGUAUCUCUGUCAUUCGAACUAUCACGAGAAAAGAUGACCCGGACAAUAUCCUGCUUAUGACGGACCAUCCAGCCCCUAAACUCGUCGUAUUAUCUCCGAAAUGGAUUAGCAAUCGACUGUCCUUGGUUACUGUUCAGACAGAAUCUCUCUAUGAGCAGAUCGCUCGACCGUCUGAGUUUGUGCACAACGUAUUCCUCGACCCAUACGGCUAUGUCGGUCUCGCACACUGCUACACAGGCAAGGCCAAGGCCUUCACGAUCAACGAUGGUCUGUUAGAGGACUUCUGUGAUGUCUUGGUCCCUGAACUCAACAUCCUAUCUCUCACUCUGGUAUCCUCUCCAGAACAAGCAAUCGACACACCAGAUCCAUCAGCCCUUGCCAUCCUGCACCUCGAUCACCGCCAAAACAUCCAGCUUCUCCUCCGCGAUCUCAACAUCUCGGAGUACGAGCUUUCUCCUUCUCCAUCCCUCAUGUUCACUCCCGCCACAAUAUCUUCCAAAGUCUUCGAGAUGGCCCCUGUCCCGGAGAAUCCCCCCAUCAUCGUCAAUAUCCCACCUCUACAGCUCCCAAACCCCGAAGCUAUGGAAGGCACGUCAGAUUUCAAUGGGGGACUGUUGGUCAUAGGCGGGAAGAAGCUACUGCUCUUCGAGCUGACAAGCAAAGAGUUCCAAAGAAAGCACCACAAGAGACUGAGGAAGCAGGAAAGUAGGCGAAGUACAUCUGGGAAGGAUAAGGCGAAAGCGGAGCCGAAAGAGGAAAAGGAAGGAAAGUCGCGGUCAAAACCGAUAGCUAGUGUAGCAUGGCCAUGGAGUGAAGUCACUGCAUGCUGUCAGGCGAAUGACGAAGGCACGCGGUAUCUCGUAGGAGAUGCAUAUGGCCGGCUUGCUAUGCUUUCCCUUGAUUCGCUAUACGACCAAGGCUUGAUCCUUAUUCCUUUAGGCGAGACAUCUCCAGCCACGACGCUAACGUACCUCGAUUCCCAAUUCCUUUAUGUUGGCUCGCACUUUGGCGAUUCUCAGCUCAUCAAGAUCCAUCGACAACCCUACGGCUACACCAACACUGACACGCUUCCACUUCUCGGUAUACUCCCACUCGAACCUACCAAUCUGGCCUCCUCCUCCGGCAAAGGAAAGGCAAAGGCGGCAGCUGGAAGAAAGUCAGAUGGACGCAUUCUGGGAAUGAAAGGAAAAUACCUCGAAGUCGUUCACUCAUGGAGGAAUAUUGCACCCAUCUUGGACGCCGUCAAAGCGGAUACAGACGGCAGCGGAUUGCCUCACAUUGUCACAUGUUCAGGCGGCAAGAGUACUGGCAGUCUCAGGGUCAUUCGGAACGGAGCAGAUUUCCAAGAGAAAGCUGUCGUCGACGGCCUGGAUAAUAUGACAGGUUUAUGGGCACUGCGAUCGCAUAACAGUGACAAAGAUCACUCAUACCUGGUAGCAAGUGACAAAGAUGAGACACACCUCUUCCGCUUCGAAGGGCCAGAAAGUCUACGCCGUGUGGAGUCGUCCUCCGAAUCUUAUUUCCGCAUGAACAAACCGACAUUAGCCGUGGCGAAUGUGGGCGACCUGGAUUCAUCGCUCAUCUUGCAGGUUACUUCUGACAAGGUACAACUGUUGGAGUUUGAUGCCGUCCUGGAGAUAUUCCAUCUAUCUAGUCAUUGGUCACCAGAAAGCGGCAAGCAAAUCACGCUAGCAUCAAUAAGUCCUACGCAAGUCCUUCUGGCCCUCGAUGGUGGUACAGUGGUGUUACUGGGCCUGGACAAAAGCCGGAAUAUGACUGUGCUCUCGACUCGACUAUAUAACGCCGAAAUAUCCGCCCUCUCUUGUGCACUACCUAACGCUCUUGGUGCCGUCUCCUUCUGGGACUCAGACCGGAUCGAACUCGUAUCGCUCGGAGGCUCAACACCGCUUUUAUCCACCGUCACCUCCAGAGAGAUCGGCUCGUCUGCCCGCGCCCGCUCCAUCUUGCUACACAAAUUCGACUCCACCUCGAGCGAGAUGCAGCUUCUCGUCGGCCUGACCAACGGGAUCAUGGUAGCCUUUGUCGUAGCAUCUUCAGAAACGAAGACCCCAGAACUCCAGGAUCGCAAGACAUUUGCGAUGGGUAAUAUGCCUGUUCUGCUUGUGAAAGUGAUGGUCGAUGGACAUACGUCGGUUUUGGCGUCCGGAAGCCGCUCGGUCGUUGUCUUCUGGGAGAAGGGAAGGCUGAAGACCUCACCGGUCAUGCUCAAUAAUAUCUUCGCGGGCGCGCCGGUCGACACGCCGUGGUCACCAUCAUCCGUAGUUCUCGCCACCGGAUCCAAACUGAUCAUCGGCAGCGUCCAUGGACUCGAUAAAAUGCACAUUGUCCCUGUCACUGCCACACCAUUCGGUCUCGAUAACCCACGACGCAUCGUGUACGAUUCCCACGCGUCUGUAUUCGCUGUUGCCUGUACACGGAUUGAACCAGCACCUGUGUUUGGAGAGGAGGUAUCAAGGGGAAGCUUCAAGCUCUUGGACGACAUCACAUUCGAACUCAUUGGCGAGGUACCAUUUGCAGAAAAUACAGACCAAAUGCAGGAGAUCACGGCCAUCCACGCAUUCCAGCACGUCGAAGGCAACAUCGCCAUUUCUCACUAUUGCGUUGGAUUGGUGACGUAUCAGCUGGACGAGAAGGAGCCAAGUCAUGGCGAGCUGCAUAUCUUCUCGAAAGGAGGAACAGAACCGGACGGGACGGUGAAAGCCGAUCUGCUUGAGGUGGUCAAGCAGGAAGUGAGCGGUUGUGUGUAUGCGUUGGCGUCGUUUGAGGGAUAUAUCGUAGCUGCGAUCAACUCUACCGUGAGCUUCUUCAAGUUGGAUACGAGUGGGACCGAAGCCACGCUGGUUAAAAAGCACGAAUGGAACCACAACUACCUCGUCACAAGCCUCGUAGUCUCUGGGUCAUAUCUGCUCAUCGGAGACGCGAUCAGCUCGGUCUCCGUCCUCCAGGUUAUACAGGUAGAUGAGAACGGAGAAAUUACUGAGAAAUUGAAGACCGUGGCGAGGGACUAUGGACCGCUCUGGCCUGUAUCUCUGCAAGGAUGGGGAAAGGAGGGCGUUAUAGGCGCAAACAGCGAUUGCAACUUGUUCUCUUUCACGCUCCAGCCUGUCACACCACAGAAGACCGUAUUAGACCGUGAUGGUCACUUCCACUUAGAUGACCACGUCAAUAAGUUCUUGCAUGGAACAGUUCACUCGUCGGAGAAGGCCGAAGACCUGGAUAUUGAAGCGAGAUCGCUAUUCUUCACUGCCUCGGGACGAAUAGGCCUUGUCCUAGACAUGGGCAAGGAGCUCUCACUGCAUAUGACCGCAUUGCAGCGGAACCUUAACGGAGUGGUCAAGGACGUGAGCGGUACGACCCAUAAACGAUGGCGUGCGCCAGUGAGCGGCCGUGGGCCAAGCGACGCCGACGCAGAAGCGUACGGGUUUUUGGACGGCGACUUCAUCGAGCAGUUCCUCAACUACGACGAGCUCUCGCCGGAAAUGAAGCGUAUUAUGGAGGGCAGUAGUGAUCCGGAGAGGUUGGAAUUGAGUCAUCGUCAGAUCCUGCAUACGUUGGAGACGUUGCAGAGUAUGCAUUAGUGUGUUGUAUGGGUGACCUACUUAGUGAGAAGUCUUGGCGAAGUGUAGAAGAUGGUGUUUUAGUUGCUUGUUCUUGCAUAGAAUGUUUUGUUGUACGAAUAAAAGGCACUUAUAUCAUGCUUUA